Molecule: messenger RNA, 6802 nt
Organism: Acanthochromis polyacanthus (spiny chromis)
Lineage: Eukaryota; Metazoa; Chordata; Actinopteri; Pomacentridae
Product: glutamate receptor ionotropic, NMDA 3B-like
Exons: 12
Coding region: 385-4395 (1336 amino acids)
Biological process (GO): monoatomic ion transport; modulation of chemical synaptic transmission; synaptic transmission, glutamatergic
Cellular component (GO): postsynaptic membrane; plasma membrane
Molecular function (GO): transmitter-gated monoatomic ion channel activity involved in regulation of postsynaptic membrane potential; NMDA glutamate receptor activity
Source: RefSeq, a predicted model, not a curated record
CACACAUACUGAGACACACUCACGCACACACACACACACACUUCACAGCUGGUGUGCCUUCCUCCAGCAGAGACUGACAGAAGCGGGGCGACCGCUCUAAGCUGCGAGCGCUCAUCUCUCCUCUCCUCCACCAGCGCGUCUUUUGCUGUUGACACGAAAACUUUGAAGAGGUGAGAGGCGAAACGUCAAAACGCCGACAAAUCACGGUCGACAGCGCGCGUCAACAAAUAAGGAACGGUGGUGGAAGGUGGCGAGGAGGGGGCAGAAAGAAAAGAAACCCAUCAAGUCCGAGAAAAAGCGCCGGAGCUGGGAGAAAGAGGGAAGCUAUGCCAUCUCCCGCCGAGCAGAGCCCAGUCCUCCUCUGUUGUGUGUCGGAGCUACAGCAUGGUGUCUCUCUCUGGACCCUGGACCUGCUGCCUCGCCCCGGGGAGAACUCAUCUCCUUCUCCUCUCCGCCAGAACGCUCCUGCUGCUUCUCCUAUUAGCCGUCAUCACCUCCCCGGAGCCCUGCUUCCCUCACCCCCAGCCCUGCCACAUCCUCGCCCGGAUAGGACACACCGUGCGCCUCGGCGCGCUCUUGCCGACCCGCCAGCCGGCACGGAUACAAAACGCGCUCAACCGCGCCCUGGCGAGCCUCCGGCACCAAAGCGGCUCUUCGGACUCCUCCACCACCACCGCCGCCUCCCAGCCGCCUCCUCUGCUGCCCUACAACCUGAGCCUGGAGAUGGUGGCUCGGUCUCCCGCGGGAGGAGACCCGGAGUCGUUGUCCCGUAGCGCCUGUCAGGACCUGGUGGUCAGGGGUGUGUCAGCCGUGCUCGCUUUCCCCCGCUCACGGGAGGAGCUCAUCCAGGUGGAGUUCCUGUCAUCUUUCCUGGAGAUCCCCUUCAUCUCCAUCCUGGAGGACACAGAGCCCCUUGUGACUAAGAACCGGUUUCACCUGCAGAUGUCGGCCCGCGUGCCUCCAUCGACCCUGGGCAGUUUGCUGCUGGCAGUCCUGCAGGGGGGAGAGGGGGACCGAGACAGGGGGAGCCGGGGUGAGGGCAGCUGGGGAGGAGCCGCUGUGAUCUGCCCCGGCUGGGACGAAGGCGGCGACGGGCUGCUGGCUCACCUGCAGAGGCACAGCGGUUCUACCUGGCAUCUGUGGGACAUCAUCAACCUGACCCGCAUCACAGGGGGCCGAGAUAGAAGAGGGGAGGCCAGCGAGGAGAGGAGGGAGGAUCAGAUGGAAGAGGAGGCUUUGAAGAUCAUCUCCACUCGUUUCCUGCGCUCCCCCUCUCCUAUCUCCUCUGUCCUCCUCCUGGGGUCUGACCCCGAGUGUCUCUCCUCCGUCCUGCGGGCUGCUCAGCGCCUCGCUUCAUCGCUACCAGCGCUGCAGUGGAUCAUGGGAUACCCCUUGUCUCCGGAUUCCCUGCACACUCUCGGAGGUCCCCUCGGAUUGCUGGCCUAUGGGGAGGUCGGCCGCAAGCCAAUCAGCUUCUACAUACGGGAUGCGUUGCAGCUGAUUGGAAGAGCGGUCUCUGCAGCAACCAUGGUGAGGCCGGAGCUGGCGCUGAUUCAGAACGUGGUGAACUGUUAUGACAAGCCGAACCGUCACGAACUGCCAUCGUCGGGACAAUAUCUUGCCAGGUUUCUCUCCAACACUUCCUUCAACGGGGCCACAGGCUUGAUCCAGGUGGACGCCAGCGCCUCUCGGGUCCUUUCCUCCCAGCUGUUUCACGUUUGGAGCCUAAAAAGAGGUGCUCUGGGCCAGCCGGCUUGGGUUACCGUGGGACAGUGGACCCGGGGCCGACUGGAGCUAGAGGGGGGCAUCCUGGGACUGGUGGGGGGGCUCGGGAGCAGCCAGGGGCAAGGUCUCGGAGCUGGCGUGAGGGGAGGGGACGGCCAGGGGGACAGUAACGUUGGAGGUCGCUGGAGGCCGGGACUUUCCGUUGAGGGACACCGCCUAAAAGUGGUGACACUGGUGGAGCACCCGUUUGUCUUCACAAGGGAGGUGGACGAGGACGGAUUGUGUCCGGCUGGUCAGCUCUGCCUGGAUCCCAAAACCAACAGAUCCGACAUAAUCCAAGGCCUCUUCAACCAGCUGCACAACCCAAACAGCACAACAACGGACUGGGAGGGCAACCACUUACCGGAGGACCUGAGAAAGUGCUGCUACGGUUACUGCAUCGACUUGCUGGAGAAACUGGCAGAAGACAUGGGCUUCACCUUUGACCUUUACAUAGUCGGGGACGGGAAGUACGGGGCUCUGAGCGGGACGGGACGCUGGACGGGACUCGUUGGGGACCUCCUGAGUGGAACCGCUGACAUGGCCGUGACCUCUUUUUCCAUCAACUCAGCCAGGAGCAGAGUCAUAGAUUUCACCUCGCCCUUCUACUCCACCAGCCUGGGCAUUCUGGUUCGUAGCCGGGACACUGCAGCACCCAUCGGGGCCUUCAUGUGGCCUCUGCACUGGUCCAUGUGGGUGGGCAUCUUCGUGACGCUGCACCUGACGGCGCUCUUCCUCACUUUGUACGAGUGGAACAGCCCCUUCGGCAUGACUCCGCACGGCAGGAACAGACUGCGUGUGUUCUCCUACUCCUCCGCCCUCAACCUCUGCUACGCCAUAUUGUUUGGCCGCACUGUUGCCACCAAGACUCCUAAAUGCUGGACGGGGCGCUUCCUCAUGAACCUGUGGGCCAUCUUCUGCUUGCUGGUGCUGUCGAGCUACACCGCCAACCUGGCUGCAGUCAUGGUCGGGGAGAAGACCUUCGAGCAGGUUUCAGGGAUCCACGACGACAAGCUGCACCAUCCCUCCCUGGGUUUCCGUUUCGGGACGGUGAGGGAGAGCAGCGCCGAGGAUUACAUGAAGAAGAGUUUCCCGGAGAUGCACGACUACAUGAGACGUUUCAACCAGCCCACCACCCCGGAAGGCGUACACAUGUUAAAGACAGAUCCUCCUACCUUGGAUGCGUUCAUCAUGGAUAAAGCCCUGUUGGACUUUGAGGUCUCUAUCGACGCCGACUGCAAGCUGCUCACUGUGGGGAAGCCGUUCGCCAUUGAAGGCUACGGUAUAGGCCUUCCCCAGGGCUCCCCUCUAACCCGCAAUGUGUCAGAGUUUGUGAGUCGCUACAAGUCAGACGGCUUCAUGGACAUGCUACAUGACAAAUGGUAUAAGGUUGUACCCUGUGGGAAGAGAGUCUUUGCAGUCACCGAGACUCUACAGAUGGGGAUCCAGCAUUUUUCAGGCCUGUUUGUGCUCCUGUGCAUGGGGGUGGGUGGAGCCUUGCUGACCUUGGCAGGUGAGCACACCUUCUAUCACCUGGUCAUCCCUCGCCUCCGGCGCACAAACACGCUGCAGUACUGGCUUCACACCAGCCAGAAAAUCCACAGAGCCCUCCACACCACGUAUGAAGAUGUUGGAAAGGAGCUGACCGGCCUCGACCAAAACCCCUCCUCUUGUAUCUCAGAGAACUGCACCCUUCACAGGAAGCAGUAUCAACCUCCACCUCCAUCUCCUCCCACUUCCCUCCCUGCUUCCACCACAGCUGGCGACACCAACAACUCCUCGCCGUCCCAUGAACAUAAGGAGAAACGUGUCCACUUCGACCUGGAAACACUUCACAGCUACCGCCUGCGCACACACACCGCGUCGGUGCGCGGCCGGCCCGGCAUGGUCGGCCGUCCUGGCCUCGGCCUCGGAGGCUUGGGGCUGGGCAACCUGGGGGGGUUUAUCUCUCCUCCGCAGAUCAGCCUCCACGCCAACGGGGGUCCCGUCUCGACUCUGGCCUCCACUGGUUUGGUGCUCACUCCGCUGGGGAGCAGGGCUGCCCAGACCAGCCUGUGGGAAGGGGAGCUCCAGGAGCUGCAGGGGAGGAUCGAGACAUUCCGCACCCAGCUGAGGGAGGCUCUGGCUCGGAGGGCUGAGAUCCAGAGCAGCCUGGAGAGGGAGAGGAGUGGACUGGUACGCAGGGACACCAGUCUGGAAAGGGAAAGGGACAGACAGAGGAUACAAACUAUUAACACAGACAGAAGCAGCUCCGCUCAGCCCAAACUUCCUGAGAGAGACAGGACCAGCCAGCUGCAAACCCUGAACAAUCAGCAGACAGGGAGGGCUAACCAAUCAGGUGUUCCCGGGACUGUGGACCCAGCGAGAAGCAGCCAGUUAAACACAGUGAACAGUUUGGACAGAGGACGCGCCAACCAGUUGCGCUCUGUUAACACUCUGACAGGGGAGAGGACUGUCCAAUCACGCACUUCUACUAGUUUGGAGCGAAGUCAAGUCAACCAACAGGGUGCCGGAACUGUCCAAUCACGGAACACUUCCAGCCUGGACAGACAGAAGGCUAACCUAUCGCGCGCUCUGAACGCUUUGGAGAGGACAAAAGCCAACCAAUCAAGUGUAAGCAGCGGGACUUGAUUAGCUCUCUGAAGGAAUCCAGGGGGACUGAUGAGGUGUUACUUGCAUAGCCGCGGGAAGAUGGCUUUGUCGUCAUGGGUUAAGUUUGUGGGAAGAUUUACAGUAUAUGUUUACUCACAUCGUUACUUACCGCAACCUAAUAAUUUUCACACUCGCUUAAAAUGACAACUAAAAAAAUUAACUGCAACCUAUGUGCUGAAAAAACAUCAUCCAUGCAGCCAUAAACGAGCAAUGCAAUAUUUAAAUGAAUUAUCAACGAUAUCCUGACAUACCAGAUCAGACGAAUUCGCUAAAACCACAGUGCUUACUAUGGAAACCAAGAGGAGGAACCGUGAACUACAACAGAUAAAGUUGUGGCUGAAGAGGCCUUCAAGCACAUAUGGACAUCAGUGACAAGAGCACAGAAAAAUCACAGUUAGCCCAGUGUAGAAAUUAAAUAAAAAUGCAUAUGCAACGGGAGCUGCAAUAGCUGCAAAAAAAAUCUAUAUAUUUCAAAUAAUUCAUGUAAUAAUUUCCCAAAAAUGUGAAUAAGAACGGAAGAAACUGUGAGGAAAGAGUGGCACAGACCUGAAACAAUCACGAAUAUUUAAAAAUCCACGUAAAAUUGAACCAAGCUUUCUGUGUGUUGUAUUCCUGUGUGUAUCGUCCUGCUAUUGUUAUAUGCCCAAAUGUGUCAAAAAUACAUUUUUUGGAUAUUUUUACAGCAAAAUCCCUCCCUUCUCUGUGUCAGACUUUAAAAGGCGUCUUGCAAUCCCCACACAAAUGCUUUGAGAUGCUAGUUUUCUUUUGUGAUUUGAUGAUUUCUACCUUCAAAACGGUGCAAAGACGGGACGUGAUAGGGCUGUUUUUUUGAAAAUUCAUGAUAUUUCAUGACGGAAAAUGUUUGUUAUACUGUUAGUGGUGAAAUGGAUUCAAGCAGUUUCACUCUGAGACUCAUUUCCACCCCACAGCUGCCGAGGUUGGUUAAGUUGAAGCAUUGUACCACUCAAAUUGUCUUUUUCCACCUUGUUACCUUGUAUUAGUGUCAUUAUAGACAAGACGGGGGGAUUAAAAAGUGCAUUUUUUUUUCUUCUUUUUAAUCUGAAAUGAGGAACAAGUUUUACACAGGGGUCAGCUCACACAGCCGAGGAGACAGGUGCAUAACGUCUUCUGUGGCUCAGAAGGGAGCUUUAAGUCUGAGAAAGUAACCCAGUGAUUACAAUGAAUCAUGAGGGCUUUAUAGCAAAGCUUGCAAUACAAACUGAGGCUGUAAAGGCCAAAGAAAGUCUAUUAAAAAUAUGCUGCUGGGAAGCGAAGAACCCAGUCCUGUUUUUUUUUGUUUGUUUUUUUUGUUCUUUGACCCAUACUGGAGACAAAUACUCGUGCUAUUUCAGCGUCUGCUGCUUUACCGUCUUUUUUUACAAUCUGUUUCCUGCGAGUGGCCCAACUUUAUAAAAGUGCAAUACUAAAUCACUGCAGAGCCCCUUUAAUUAAAAACUCAACCCUUUCCUGUAUAAGGUGAUUGAGUUUGGAAUGAAUAUCAUUUUCAUUACUGGGGGAAUCAUGACUCUGGCAACAAUCUUGCACUGCAAUGCACAUGAAUUUGGAGAGCUGCUGUUUACUCAGUCCCUGCAAAUCUGAGUGCAACCUCAUCUUUAGCAUAUCAUUAUUGAUUAUUAGAAGAGAUUUCUACUUUUAGAAUGAUUUCCUCUUGCAUGAGGAGUAUGAUUUUUUUUUGUUUUUUACUGAAACAGAAAUGUAUGCUUCAAAGCAAUCAUGUGGAAUGAUGAAGGUUCUUCACACACUUUGCUGUAUUUGAGACUUUUAUUCAGUUGCUCAGUCAACCACUGGAGGGAGCUGCAUCCCUGCUUCCCGCGGCUAUGGACAGUUUGUGGAUGUUUUCUUCCAGCAAAAUCAAAAAUAUGUUAAUUCACGCAAUUGACGAAUGAGGAUUGAUGGCAGGAGGAAGGUGCAUUUUUGUCCUGUUGUUGUCACGCAGAGCCAGAAGGGAAAAAUGGGUUUUAUGAAGUCACUCCAGCACCAAUGCAAUGUCGCCUGUAUUGUAUUGAGAUACUCUGUUUUUGUGUGUCUCUCAAUGCUUUAAACAGGUGUUGGGGGGGCUUUCAGCAGCCGGCAGAUCUGAUAGAAACAGAUUCUGAUCUGAAUUUGAGGCUUUUCUGACGGUACUGAUGUACAUUUAAACGUUUCAACCUUUGCUGUGGUGUGAAGUGGUUGUGUUCACAUGCCAUGGUGUCUACGAGAAGAAAAAAAACAUAUUUUAGGUCUAUAUUGAAGAAGAGCUUGUGGUACUGGAUAUUUAAAGAAAUACUUUUAAAUUUAUCCCUUAUAAAAAAGGUAUAUCAGCAUAUUAUUGAAUUUUACCAUAAAUGGUCAUUCACAUGUUUUGAAAUAAACAUUUAUAUACUUA